Darwinula stevensoni is the source of this 562-nucleotide messenger RNA. The record is from the annotation of a GenBank genome assembly. Lineage: Eukaryota; Metazoa; Arthropoda; Ostracoda; Podocopida; Darwinulidae.
AUGUCAAAUACCAAUUGGACAUGGCACGAUGGAACGGAGGCAAGCUAUUCUCACUGGGGAACAGGCGAGCCGAAUGGACACGGGGGUGGGGAAAUUUGCGCGGAAAUGGUGACUACUGGAUUUUGGAACGAUGUCAACUGCGAGGAGCCUCCCCGUGGAUACCUCUGCGAGGUUCUCCUAACCCGAGGUAUAAACGAAAAUGGUGAGAAAGGAGGGAUGUCAGGGGCUGCCAUCUUCGGAAUAGUGAUUGCUACUUUCAUCGCGGUGGGCAUCGCCGUCUUCCUCCUCCACGCUGCUCUCUUCCGACCCAAGAGAAUGCUUGCCAUCAAGCGAAAACUUGGCUUUGCCAAAGCCAGUAACAAUGAUGAACGAUAUUACUUGAACCUAUGAGUCAUACGUACCUUGUUAUGCGUUUUUUUUUCCUUUUGAUUGUGACUGUGAUCUCGAUCAAUUAGCCAGAUCCGGUGAUGUGAUCUCCCCUACCAUUAAACGUUGGGAGCCCCUCGAGUUAUAUAUUUUGUUGUUGCAAUAAUUCCAAUAAAAGACAAUACAUGUGGGAACC